AUGAAUCGUGACAUCCUGAAGAUCGGAGGUGCUCCGAUCUUCGACGAUCGCAUCGUUAAAAUAGAGACUCACACUUAUAAUCCGUACGCUAACACUACAUUCGGAUACAGCGAUGAAAUACGAAUACCGAUUCAACACCAGGAUCUCUACACGUUACCGUGCGAAAGUUUGUUCUACAUCGAAGGAAAAUUCGACAUAAAAAAGAAGGAAGGAAGUACCAACCAACCACCGAAACUGACGAAUAACUGCGUUGUAUUCAUGUUCGACGAGAUUCGUUACGAAUUAGACGGAGUUAAAAUUGACAGAAACAGAAACGUCGGUAUUACAAGCACUAUUAAAAAUUACAUUUCGUUGACAGCUGAAAGAAAUAAAACGUUAGAGAAUGCAGAAUGGAAAAUUGCACUUUCUCUAAACUUAUUGCUCAAUCGAUCAAUAACAACAUCUGAAGAGUUUAACUUCUGUGUACCGCUCAACACACUUCUUGGAUUUUGUGAGGACUACAAACGUAUAGUGAUAAACGCCCGACAUGAACUCGUUCUGAUACGUGCGCGUAACGACAACAAUUGCGUUAUCGCUAGCGACACCGAGGAAUUUACACUCACAUUAUUUAUCAAAAGUGCAAUGGAAGAUGCCGCACGUGAUACUGAACGACGUAAACAAAUUAUCACUCUUGCGAACAGCACGACGAAGCAUUCGUGGGCUGUGAAGACAACGUCGCAUUUGGAAAAAUAA
This is a messenger RNA of Cyphomyrmex costatus, 732 nucleotides long. RefSeq lists its product as uncharacterized. The transcript is spliced from 2 exons. Lineage: Eukaryota; Metazoa; Arthropoda; Insecta; Hymenoptera; Formicidae. The coding region runs from base 1 to 732 and encodes 243 amino acids. The record is from RefSeq and is a predicted model, not a curated record.